AAUGGGGACCGCCGGCUCUCCCAUCCUGCGGAGCGGGGGGUGGGGAUCUCCCCGCCGCCGCCUGAGGAAUGUCAACUAUUCAACAUGGAGACGGCGGUUACCAGGCUCGAGACCAUGAACUUGCCCCUGUGGUGUAGUACUUAAAAACUUCAUCCUGAGAUGUUCGGCAUUGCAAAGGCAUCUAAAUUAGGAGGAGAUGGAAAUGUUUUCAUGUGUUUUGGGGAGCUGCAUGAAAAAGUUCCAGAAGGCAGAAUCUGACCUGGAUUAUAUUCAACACAGACUGCAGUUUGAAAUAUUGAAAAGUCUUCCUGAUGAUCUGGCACCAGAGGAAAAUCCAGUUGCUCUCUUGGAAGAACUCUCAGUGGUGAAAUCUCGUUACAAAAUGUUGUGUACACAGCUGAAAAAAGUUUUCAUAGAGCAGAGAGAAUCCAUGAAGCGCAUCCGUGCUGCUCUGGAGAACACAAUGAAGAUAGUUCGGGUGUUACAGGAACAUGCUGGUCUUGAGUGCUUACCCCUGUCAGCAGAACAGGCUGCAGCACAGCAGUUAACCUGCCAAACUGUUGAAGAAAUGGAAUUGCUAGUGGAAGAGCCAUCUUAUUCAGGAUCUACAGGCCCUGGCUCAGCUGAAGAGGAGCACUGAGUGUUUUGCAGAUGAACAAGAUGAAUAUGAAAGCCACUGACUCAAGAAUACAAAUCUUGAAAGAACUGGCUAUUGUAGAAUUUGACAAACAAGGAAAUGUUAAAUUGGUUGUGUGAAUAAAGGCUUGGACCAUGCUCAUUUGACACA
This is a messenger RNA of Strigops habroptila (Kakapo), 787 nucleotides long. It is a transcript of the gene SKA2, whose product is annotated as spindle and kinetochore associated complex subunit 2. The transcript has 7 exons. Gene Ontology annotation, biological process: cell division; mitotic cell cycle; chromosome segregation. Gene Ontology annotation, molecular function: microtubule binding. Bases 197 to 640 code for a protein of 147 amino acids. Gene Ontology annotation, cellular component: outer kinetochore; spindle microtubule. Lineage: Eukaryota; Metazoa; Chordata; Aves; Psittaciformes; Psittacidae. The record is from RefSeq and is a predicted model, not a curated record.